This is a messenger RNA of Microthlaspi erraticum, 726 nucleotides long. NCBI's taxonomy places the organism in Eukaryota, Viridiplantae, Streptophyta, Magnoliopsida, Brassicales, Brassicaceae. The record is from the annotation of a GenBank genome assembly.
AUGAGGGAAGAACUUUCUCAAAAUGCAUCUCAAACUCAGUCAUCGAGCCCUCAGUCAUCGAAACCUAACAUUUUCCUCAGAACCUUCUCUUUCCUCAUCCCAUUGUUGGAUGUUAUUAAGCUUGUCAUUGCUUCCGUGACCUCCGUAGCCUUCUUAGCCUUUGCCGGUCUAACACUUGCCGUUUCAGCCAUAGCAUUACUCGUAUCCACACCGGUUUUCAUCAUAUUUAGUCCGAUUCUCGUACCCGCCACUUUGGCCACUACAUUCCUAGCCACUGGGCUCACGGCCGGUACUACCCUCGGACUGAUCGCUCUUAGUCUCAUCAUGGGGCUCAUUAGGUCUGCCGAAACACCUUCGUUGGCUGGCAGGAUGCAAGGGAUGAAAUUUCAAUCAGGUGCGGGGGGAGGUAAAGCUGCUCAAAUAAUAAAACAAAGAAUUCAGUCAAGAAUGAAAGGUGGAGGUAUGGCCGGUGGUGGAGGAGGACAAAUCCCAGAAUGGUUUAAGAAAAUUAUCAAAGAUGCUAUGUCUCAACGAAUGGGAGGUGGAGGAACGGGAGGUGGAGGAGGACAUAUCCCACAAUGGUUCAGAGAUUUUAUCAAAAGAAUUCUGUCUGGAGGAAUUGGAGGUGGAGGAAUGGGAGGUGGUGGAGCUGACGCUGGGGGUGGAGCUGACUCUGGGGGUGGAGCUGACGCUGGGGGUGGAGCUGACGCUGGGGGUGGAGCUUGA